AUGCACGAGUUUGCCAAAUCGCAUACAUCAUCUCAAUGGCAUAAAUCAGCAGCUACAGCUGCAAAAUGUUUCGAUGAGAACUUACCAGUUGAUGUGCAGCUGAUAUCUGCUCACAAUAGUGAAAUAGAGGCGAAUAAGAAGAUUUUAGCAUCAAUAAUUUCAACCGUCAUUUUUUGUGGGACACAUGAUUUGCCUUUAAGGGGCAAAGAACUUCACGAGGGAGUUUUCCAAGACCUGAUUAAACUUAAAAUUGAAGUUGGUGACCAAAACUUGAAAACACACAUGGAGAAUGGCCCAAAAAAUGCCACCUACCUGUCACCACAAAUUCAGAAUGAAAUUAUUGACCUUUGUGGUGAGGUAAUAAGAGAGGAUAUCAGUAUGGAUAUCAGGAAGGCAUGCGCAUACAGUAUACUAGCCGAUGAAAGCAGCGAUAUUUCUGGAAAAGAACAACUUUCUAUUGGUGUGAGGUUUUUUGAUGAAGAACUUAUGAUGAUUCGAGAAGAAUUUCUGGGGUUCGUGGAACUAAGUGCCAUGGAUGCUAUUUCUAUAGCCUCCGCCAUUGAUAAUUUCCUAGCCAACGCAGGCCUUGACCCUGAAAAGUGCGUCGGACAAGGGUACGAUGGAUGUUCCACCAUGGCUGGAAAGGACGGCGGGGUACAAAAAAUUCUCCGGGAAAAGUACAUGCGGGGGUUGUAUUUUCAUUGUGCUAGUCACAAACUUAAUUUAGUGGUGAACGAUUUAAACCAGUUAGCAAUGAUUCGAAAUACAGUGGCCACAAUAAAAGAAAUAAUAAGAUUUUUCCGAGAAUCCCCACUUCGGCGAAAAUUCGUUCCAAACGUGCCGAUGUUCUGUGAGACCCGCUGGUCUCAAAAAUACAGAAGCAUCGCCAUUUUUAGAGAGCAUUAUGUAGAAAUCGUGGCUGCUUUAAAAACGCUCUCAACAGAUGGUAAUGCAGCUACGAGAAAAGCUGCUUUUCAAAUGCAUUGUGCUGCUUCAAAUUCCGAGUUUAUUAGUGUCUGCUUAAUAGCAAAAUAUUCUGCAUUAUUGCAACCAGUUGUGAAUGUUUUGCAGUCAAAAAGUUUAGACUUAUUACAAUGUAUGAAUCAUGUAAAAAGAAUUACAGACCUUUUAAAAACACACCGGGAAAAUGUUAGUGCCGAAAGCGUAUACAUACUAAAAGAAGCCGAAGACAUUAAUACGGACUUUAAAAUGCCGAGAGUUACAAACCGACAAACGCUUCGUGCAAAUCCUCCAGCAGCUUCUGGUACUGAGUACUGGACGAGAUCUUUUAUAAUUCCGUAUCUGGAUUCAUUGAUAAUGUCUUUAGGACAGCGAUUCUCUAAUGAAAAUCUGCCAGCCUACGAGUUGCUUUCAUUACACCCUAGUAUAUUUCUUUCUUUAUCAUUUGCUGAGUUUUUAAAAAAAGUUAAAGUCUUUUGUGACUACUACAACUUAAACGAGAUUUUGGCUGAAAUGGAACUAUGGUAUAAUCUGUGGAAAGAAAAAAAGAAGUCAGACUCGGAGUUAAAAGAGAUUGAACUAGUUGAACUAGUUAAAGAGGCGCAAUCUUUUUACCCAGGCAUUAAAAAAGCCCUCCAAAUUUCACUCGCGCAGCCUUGCACUACCUGCACAAUAGAAAGAUCAUUCAGCACCUUACGUCGGGUAAAAACUUGGUUACGAUCAACAAUGUUGGAAAAUCGGCUUGUUGGACUUUGCAUGAUGAGCGUCCAUCGAAAAAGAGUUUUAAACGCGAAGGAUGAGUUUGAAAAAGAAAUUUUGUCCAGGUUUAGCAAGAAUUGUAGAAAACUAAUGCUAAAAUAA
Acanthoscelides obtectus is the source of this 1821-nucleotide messenger RNA. The record is from the annotation of a GenBank genome assembly. NCBI's taxonomy places the organism in Eukaryota, Metazoa, Arthropoda, Insecta, Coleoptera, Chrysomelidae.